AUGAAGACAUGUUUGGCAGCACACUUGUUACGUGGUUAUAAUAGUAACUAUGAUAAUAACAACAACAAUAAUAAUAAUAAUAAUAACACUGACAAGAGUGAUAAACGAAUUGGUUCAUUAUUAUCAUUAUCAUCAUCAUCAUCAUCGGCAUCAUCAUUAUUAUCACACAAAUGUAUCACAUUGUUGUUGUCAGUUAUGCGAUGUUUACAACUUCAUUUACAUUAA
This is a messenger RNA of Loa loa (African eye worm), 225 nucleotides long. RefSeq lists its product as hypothetical. The record is from RefSeq and is a predicted model, not a curated record. The transcript has a single exon. Bases 1 to 225 code for a protein of 74 amino acids. Lineage: Eukaryota; Metazoa; Nematoda; Chromadorea; Rhabditida; Onchocercidae.